Neurospora hispaniola is the source of this 2537-nucleotide messenger RNA. Its product is annotated as amino acid/polyamine transporter I. Gene Ontology annotation, molecular function: transmembrane transporter activity. The transcript has 3 exons. The coding region runs from base 411 to 2096 and encodes 561 amino acids. Gene Ontology annotation, biological process: amino acid transport; transmembrane transport. The record is from RefSeq and is a predicted model, not a curated record. Gene Ontology annotation, cellular component: membrane. Lineage: Eukaryota; Fungi; Ascomycota; Sordariomycetes; Sordariales; Sordariaceae.
UGUUUGGAAGGCCCAUCAUCUAAAGUUCUGAAAUACGUACAUUAUUCCACUUUUGGCCCAUCACUCAUCCCAUCUCACAUCGUCCGACUUUUACAACGUCUGGACCACCCACCUACCCACCCAUUGGCACUCGAAUCCAGCCUCUCUGGGAGACAUUGACGGUGACAAAGUCGCACUGCCAAUCGACGACAACGAGAACGAUAACAACCGGUCACCCAUCACUGGUCUCUCCUACAUUCGCUCGGCUUGACGGGAAUCCAGUGUUGUCCGACUCAGUGCCACCUGCCGCGACCUGCAACACCACCGGCCACCAACGCACGGAGCCCGCCUAGACGAAUAUCUGCAUUGACGUCACAGGAAGCAUCACAUCCAGCCCCGUCCCGCCGUUGCAGCUCCUCCUCCUCCGUGCCAUGAGUACAACGGCCGCCAAGGCGAGCGGCAGCUAUGCCGCCGGGCCGCCCGACAUUCUUCGCCCGCGCAGCCACGACCUCGGUGGUGAGGUGGCCUCGGCCAGUGACGGCGAUGACCUCCUCAACGCCCUCGGCUACAAGGCCGAACUAGCGCGCACCCGCUCGACGUGGCACGUCGCCUUCAUGUCCUUCGUCCUCGCCUCGAUUCCUUACGGUCUGGCCACCACCCUGUACUACCCGCUGCAAAACGGCGGUCCCGUCGUUGUCAUCUGGGGCUGGGUCAUCAUCAGUGCCAUCAUUCUCUGCGUUGCGGCUUCUCUUGGUGAAAUCACGUCGGUUUAUCCUACGGCUGGCGGUGUCUACUACCAGACUUUCAUGAUCGCGCCCGCCAAGUAUCGGAGAGUGUCAGCCUAUAUUUGCGGAUGGGCCUAUGUCGUUGGCAAUAUCACGAUUACCUUGGCUGUGAACUUUGGUACUGCUCUGUUUUUUGUCGCUUGUGUCAAUGUCUUCCAAAAUGAGGACGGCAGCGAUAUCUGGCAGGCGGAGACGUACCAGAUCUUCCUGGUGUUUUUGGCCAUCACUUUGCUGUGUAACGCCAUCUCGGCGCUGGGCAACAAGAUCCUGCCUCUUUUGGAUACCUUCGCCAUCGUCUGGACCUUCGUCGGCCUCAUUUGCAUCCUCGUCACCAUCCUCGUCGUAGCCAAGGAAGGCCGCCACUCCGGCGCUUACGCCUUCGGCCAUUUCGAGCCCACCUCCGGCUGGCCCAAGGGUUGGGCCUUCUGCGUCGGUCUCCUGCACGCCGGCUACGCCACCUCUUCGACUGGCAUGAUCAUCUCCAUGUGCGAGGAAGUCCAGCGCCCCGCCACCCAGGUGCCCAAGGCCAUGGUCAUCACCAUCGUCAUCAACGCUAUCGGCGGCCUGGUCUUCAUGAUUCCCCUCAUGUUCGUCCUCCCCGACAUUGCCAUGCUGGUCGCCUUGCCGUCCGGUCAGCCCGUCCCCACCAUCCUCAAGUCCGCUGUCGGCUCCUCUGUUGGAGCUAUCUGCUUGCUUAUUCCCCUGAUGGUCUUGGGUAUCCUCUGCGGCACUGCUUGCACCACCGCCGCCUCUCGCUGCACUUGGGCGUUUGCUCGCGACGGUGCCAUUCCCGGAGCCAGAUGGUGGAAGGAGGUGCACACCGGUUUGGAUCUGCCCCUGAACGCCAUGAUGUUGUCCAUGGUUAUCCAGAUCUUGCUGGGCGUCAUUUACUUUGGUUCGUCGGCGGCUUUCAAUGCCUUCAGUGGUGUUGGUGUCAUUUGCUUGACCAUUUCGUACGCGGUGCCGAUUGCCGUGUCGAUGAUUGAGAAGCGGAAGCAUGUCAUUGGUGCCAAGUUCCCGUUGGGCAAGCUGGGGUGGUUUUGCAACAUUAUUGCUUUGGCCUGGUCCUUCUUCGCAGUCCCCCUCUUCUGCAUGCCCGCCUACAUCCCCGUUAGCGCCGGCACCGUCAACUACGCCCCUGUUGUCUUCGUCGGCUUCACCUCCGUUUCUCUGGCGUGGUACAUCACCUGGGGCCACAAGAACUACGCCGGCCCGCCUACAGAGCAAGUUGGCGAGGAUGUCGCGACCAUGACUACAGGUGCCGCCUCGGCGAUCCCUGGCGACAUUAAGAAGCCGGUACCGGUUGAGGGAUCCUUGGGGAAGAAGGACUGAAAGGUGGCCAGGUGCUGCUGGCUGCCGUUGCCCUCUCAACUAGGGUGGAAGAGAAAAAAAAAAGAACAGAGCGAUGAACUGUUUCAUGAAUAAAUAGAUUAUAUGAUUCUUGGAUAUGAAAGUGAGAUGGUAAUGUUAAUGACUUGAAUAUACUUUCCGGAGAGUAUUAUUAUGGUGCAUGAGAAUACAGUGGGGGGUGGUGAACGGAAAAUAGAUGGUGCGGCAUGAGAUGCUGGUGUCGGAAGCCGCUAGAUAACAAAAACAUCAUUGAAACGUACGAACAUCCAGAAAUGGAUGGCUAGACAGGGAUGGGAUGGCGAGAUGGUGUGGCAGAUAGGGGUAGACGUGGAAAAAGAAUUGAGGAGGUAGAGCUAGAAAAAAAUAGGUACAUAGAUACCCCAUUUAGAAAUGACAAUGUGAAUGAGCAUAUGGUUGAAGCUG